Messenger RNA from Notodromas monacha, 273 nucleotides. NCBI's taxonomy places the organism in Eukaryota, Metazoa, Arthropoda, Ostracoda, Podocopida, Cyprididae. The record is from the annotation of a GenBank genome assembly.
AUGGCUGGGCUCGAUGAAGGACUGAUGGAUGGGGCUGCUGGUUUGUCUUCUUCGGAUCUUCUUGGUGAUGUUCCUGAUGAAGAUGUGAAUCUGUUAUUAGGUGAGCUGUGCAUCUCUGAACGUCAGGAGCAACCGAAACUAGAGGAACGGACCAUCAAGUUUCCUUCGUUGGCUUUGGAUCUUGUAAAAACUUUGGAGACUGCUGAUCUAAGGACUUGGAAGCGCCUAGUGGAAUUGUGUAGUGUCGUGAAAAAGGCCUUUUCGCCACGUUGA